AUGACACGAGAACAUUUACACUCUGAUAAAAAUAUUCGAAAAAAGCAAGAACAUAAAAUCCGCCAAAAGUCACAUCCAACACUCAAGCGUCUCCGCGAUGCGUCCGAAGACCCGCUCGAAGGUCCAGGAGCCGCUCAAACGAUUCCUCUAGAGCCGCAAAGGGUGAAGGAGGGACACGAGAGAAGGAGGGAUGGACGGGGUUUCGGGAAGACGGAGAAAGAGAGAUGUCGAGUCAGAGGAGGUGAGAGAAGAAAAGAGAAAUGUAGAGCGGGAGGAACAAAGAAGGAGAAAUCUAGAGCUGGAGCAAGUGAGACGAAGAAAGUUGCAGAGAGGGUGAAACUAAAAAGGAGAAAUCUAGAGAAACAAGUGAGACGAAUCGAGGGUGAAACUAAGAAGAAGAAAUCUAGAUCUAGAGAAAGUGAGACGAAGAAAGAUGAAGGGAGGGUGAAACGAAGAAAGAGAAAUCUAGAUCCAGAGCAGGUGAGACGAAGAAAGGAAGACACAGAAAAGUUGAAACAAAGAAACAGAGAUCCAGAAUCAGAGGAAGUGAGAUAA
Messenger RNA from Nomia melanderi (Alkali bee), 555 nucleotides. Lineage: Eukaryota; Metazoa; Arthropoda; Insecta; Hymenoptera; Halictidae. The record is from RefSeq and is a predicted model, not a curated record.